Messenger RNA from Lichtheimia ornata, 2166 nucleotides. RefSeq lists its product as uncharacterized. The transcript has 10 exons. Gene Ontology annotation, cellular component: peroxisome; microtubule; membrane. NCBI's taxonomy places the organism in Eukaryota, Fungi, Mucoromycota, Mucoromycetes, Mucorales, Lichtheimiaceae. Gene Ontology annotation, biological process: mitochondrial fission; peroxisome fission. Gene Ontology annotation, molecular function: GTP binding; GTPase activity; microtubule binding. Bases 1 to 2166 code for a protein of 721 amino acids. The record is from RefSeq and is a predicted model, not a curated record.
AUGGACGAACUCAUUCAGUUGACUAACAAGCUGCAAACCGUGUUGGCGUCCAUCAGCUCUUAUGAAAGCCUCGACCUUCCUCAAAUUGUAGUGGUGGGCUCACAAUCCUCUGGCAAAUCCUCUGUAUUGGAGACCAUUGUUCAACGCGACUUUUUACCUCGUGGCAGCGGCAUUGUUACCCGAAGACCUUUGAUUCUGCAGCUCAUUACACAACGUCAACCAGACGCUCUUGAAUAUGGCGAGUUUAUGCAUGCCAGAGACAAAAAGUUCUACGAUUUUGACGAGAUUCGCCAAGAGAUUGAACGUGAAACGGCUCGCUUGGCUGGUAGCAACAAGGGCAUCUCUCGUACACCUAUCCAGUUACGCAUCUAUUCACCCAAAGUGCUCACACUCACACUCGUUGAUUUGCCUGGUUUGACCAAGAUUCCUAUCGGUGAUCAACCACAGGAUAUCGAGAAGCAAAUCCGAAGCCUUAUCAUGGACUUUGUAUCCAAUCCAAACAGUAUCAUUUUGGCUGUGUCACCGGCGAAUAUGGAUGUUGCCAAUUCGGACAGUCUCAAGUUGGCGCGCCAAGUCGAUCCUGAAGGCAAACGUACGAUUGGUGUUUUGACCAAAUUGGAUUUGAUGGAUGCGGGCACAAACGCUUUGGAUGUGUUGAUGGGCCGAUCAUACCCUCUCAAGCUUGGAUUUGUUGGUGUUGUCAACCGUAGCCAACAAGACAUCUUGACCAACAAGCCCAUGUCGGAUGCAUUGCAAGCUGAAACAGAGUUCUUCCGGCAACAUCCUGCUUAUCGCAACAUUUCAAAUCGAUGCGGCACCAAGUUUUUAAGCAAGCAACUCAACCAUAUCUUGUAUACUCGUAUCAAGGAGAAAUUGCCAGAGUUACGGACCAAGUUGAGCUCGCUCGUCAGCCAAACACAACAAGAAUUGAAUCAAUACGGCGAUCCAGCCUUUACUACUGGGGCAGUGCAUCGGGGCUCGUUGAUCUUGAAGUUGUUGACCAAAUUUGCCAAUGACUUUGUCGCUGCCAUCGAUGGUACCUCUUCAGAGAUGUCUACCAAGGAGCUAUGUGGAGGUGCUCGUAUCUAUUUCAUCUUCAACAAUGUGUUUGGCAGCGCUUUGGAUGCGAUUGAACCAUGUGCCAACCUUACCAACAAUGAUAUCCGCACAGCCAUCCGAAACUCGACAGGUCCUCGGCCAUCGUUAUUUGUACCUGAGCUUGCUUUUGACCUGCUGGUCAGACCCCAAAUCAAGCUUCUCGAGACUCCUAGUUUGCGAUGCGUUGAACUCGUGUACGAGGAGCUUAUGAAAAUAUGCCAUAGUUCAGAUAACAAGGAAUUAAUGAGAUACCCACGACUGCAUACGAAGCUUGUUGAAGUUGUAUCGGAGCUUUUGCGAGAACGAUUGAGUCCUACAUCCAACUAUGUCGAGAGCUUGAUUUCCAUUGAACGCGCUUAUAUCAAUACAAACCAUCCCGAUUUCUUGGGUGCAGCUGGUGCAAUGGCGAAUCUUGAAAACGAAUCAAAAAAGAAAAAGAAGAUGGAACGACGAAAGCACGUGCGAACAGCUUCACCAGCAUCCAGUGUUAUCAGCGCCGGAAGCCGUGCAGAUGAAGAAGGACACCCCAUGCCAAAUGGUAUUCAUGCACCCAAGGAAAAUGGUAUCGGGGCACACCCCGAUGGCAAAGAAUCAUUCCUUACCUACUUUUUCGGUGGCGCCAAUAAGAAUGAACGGCCGGCCCUUGGUCCUCAAGACAUGGUCAGCAACCCCAGCUUUUCUUCACCCAUGUCGGUCACCAGCAUGAUGGAAAGCGAACUUGAACGCAAAUUUGAGCAACAAGCAUCACUCAAUGUACCUUCGGAAGAACAGCUACAAGCUUCGGAUAGAGAGGAGAUUGAGAUUCAAUUAAUCCGUACCUUGAUUACCAGUUACUUCAAUAUCGUAAGGAAAAACAUCCAGGAUCUCGUUCCCAAGGCCAUCAUGCAUCUCCUUGUCAAUCAUUCACGUGAAUCGGUGCAGAAUCGUCUUGUCGCAUCCUUGUAUAAAGAAGACAUCUUCAAUGACAUGUUGCAAGAGGAUGAAAAUGUGGCAGCUGAGCGAGAAAAGUGCAAGACCAUGUUGGAUGUAUACAAGCAGGCCUUUGAAAUUGUCAACAAUGCCCUGUAA